UGAUCUUGAACAGGCCAAUAUUCCAUCCAGGCAUCCUCCGCAGCGCGAGGUUCUCAAGAUCCCGAUCACCGUAACGGAAACAAUCGAUUACGCACUCGUACAUCAUCUACGGACAUUGAUUACUUGUUUUUCGCGGUGAUUAAUUACGCGAGGGUCGUAAAAUCGAAGGAUAUAUUGUCCCGUGACUGGCGGACGUAUUUAAAAAAGGAGAAGCGGAGAAAAUCAAGCAAUCCGGUCCAAAAGGAAGAGAAUUCCACGAGAAGUCCACGAUCCAAUCUACGUACCUUUCAACAAUUUUUACCCGCUCUGUUAAAACGAAAUUAUAAUUAGUCGAAGAACGAAACAAAUAGACGCGAUGCGUAAUCUCAAUACGCAACAAAUCCUCAAAGACGAGGAGUGCUUUGAGAUAAUUCGCAAAAAGCUCCAUAAGGACUCCAUGGAGGAUUUCUCGCUGAUCACUUACGAAGUCGUGCCCAUAGACAAGGUGAACGGCUUCAUGGGCCAGUAUUUCACGCUAAAGGCUACCGUGGCGUGUCCGCAGUCGCCCUUGGAGACGAAGAAUAUUAAUUUCUUCACGAAAAUACCGCCACCGACCACCAGCCCUCAGUAUGACUUUAUCCAGCAAUACGGUAGUUUCAAGAAAGAAGUCGCUCUUUAUACUACUGUCUUCCCUGAAGUGUUAGACGGACCCGACAAAAGAUGCAUCCCAGAGUGCUUCCUCGGUGUGGAGAACGACGUGAUAGUCUUGGAGGACAUGGCCAACAGCGGCUACGAAAUGACGGACAAGUUCAAACCGUUUGAUCUCGAACACUGCAAGAUCUUCAUGAAGACUAUUGCCAAAUUCCACGCCAAGUCCUUCAUCUUCGAGGAGGUAUACCAGAAAAAUCUGCACGAAGAGUUCUCCCAUUGCAUGCAGGAGACUCUCUGGCCUCUCAAAGAUGGCCGUUCGAAAGCGAUGUUCGAGGCUGCUGUGAAGGGCAUCGUUUCCAUGGUGGAUGAGAUGACUGAGCUGAGCGAGGAUCAGAGAGAACAAUUCAAGAAGAAGAUGAUUGACUUGUCUGCUGAUCACGCGGGGAAACUGUUGCCAUCCUCCAAGCAUAAAAACGUUCUUUGUCAUGGAGACUUGUGGGCGAAUAACAUUUUGUUCAAAUAUGAUGAGGAGGAUAAACCUAUGGAGUGCUGUCUCAUCGAUUUUCAACUGGUCAGAUACAACCCACCUGCACACGAUAUUCUCUGCUUUCUGCAAUUCACAACGACUCGACAGCAGCGCGAGGAACGCGGCGAAGAAUUAUUCAAAAUCUACCACGAAUCAAUGGCGGACGCUCUGCGCGAAGCCAACCUAGAUAUUUCCCAAGUCUUCCCGUGGGACGAGUUCAUCGGAACUGUCGAAGACCUGCGACUCAUGUGCAUGAUUCACGGAGUUCUGAAUAUACCCAUCAUGCUACUGGAACCCAGCGCGGCCAGCAAGUACUUCGCCGACGAGCCACACCUCUUGGAGAACAUCCUCUACGUGGACAGAACGCCCCUAAUCUGCGAGCAGCUGAAGAGCGUGCCUGAAUAUCGGGCCAGGAUGCUGGAUGCACUUCUGGAGCUAUACGACCACGUGGCUGGAUAAAGCUGUUACGAAUUUUGGGACUUGUUUUGAGUGUAGAUAUCAGAGAUGCGAUAUACCGAUCCUAAUCGCUAACUUGAAACGUGAGCGAUGAGCACAGCGAGAGGCGGUCUAAAUAGUCCCAGACUAUUUUGCAGUGGAAUAAUAGUAAUCGUGAUAAGAGGCAGCCUGUUGCGUUCAACAUUUAGAGAAUGCGAUAGGAUUGAAUCCUUAGAGGUCCCUGUAUUCUUGUAGUCUUAUUUUUUAUUAGAUUUCCUUGUAGAGGUCAUGUCUACGUUAAUAUUAAAUUUUAGAUGAGCAAGAAUUUUUCGCGUUGCACAUUUAGGAAUUUAUAGUGAACAAAUUUCGGUCCAUCGUUGAGUUUUAUGUAUCCAGCCGUUGAUAUUCGACGUCGUUGAGUAUACAACAGCGAUGCUAUUGUUAUCUGUCGAGGACUGUGGCUCGAUAAUAAAAAUAUUGUCCAAUCA
Molecule: messenger RNA, 2079 nt
Organism: Hylaeus volcanicus
Lineage: Eukaryota; Metazoa; Arthropoda; Insecta; Hymenoptera; Colletidae
Exons: 2
Coding region: 356-1615 (419 amino acids)
Source: RefSeq, a predicted model, not a curated record